GUAUCAGACCUCUGCUUAUCCUAACUUUUAACUCUCCUUUCCGGAACUCCAAGAGAGAGGAGCAGAGGUUGGGGGCAAUGGAUUCUUUGAUAUCGGAAGCUCUUGUCGUCCAUCAACUCGGCCCUGUAUCUCCAUCCCUUCAUCCGGCGACCAGCCUUGUUUUUUCUGUGCGCUCUGUCAGGCCGCUUUCUGUACCGCUGCUCCGUCGGCGGUUCAAGGGCAUAACUCCGGCGAAUCCUGGAAAAAUAUCCGCCUCGGCAAGAAACGGAGUUUUGGUUUCGAAUUCAGAGCAGUCAAAUAAUGGUGUCUAUUCUGUUGCCGAUUUUAUGACCAAGAAGGAAGAUCUAGUUGUUGUCAAGCCUUCUACUUCAGUUGAUGAAGCACUUGAAAAACUAGCGAGGCAUAGGAUCACUGGGUUCCCUGUGAUUGAUGAUGAUUGGAAAUUGAUUGGAGUCGUUUCAGAUUAUGAUUUGUUGGCAUUGGAUUCCAUUUCAGGACCUGGACGAACUGAUACAAGCAUGUUCCCUGAGGUAAAUAGUACAUGGAAGACGUUCAAUGAACUUCAAAAAUUGUUGAGUAAAACAAAUGGAAAGAUAGUUAGUGAGGUUAUGACACCCGCACCUCUUGUGGUUCAUGAAACAACUAACCUUGAAGAUGCCGCAAGAUUACUGCUUGAAACCAAGUUCCGCCGGCUUCCGGUAGUUGAUGAUUCUGGCAAAUUGAUUGGAAUGAUCACAAGGGGAAAUGUCGUUAGAGCAGCGUUAAUGAUGAAGCAUGCGAAUGAAAAGAGUGCUUAAGAGAUGCUAUUUGUUUCGCCUCAUACAUUAGUCAACUAUUAUCAAUCUCCAUAUAUCAAUUAUUCAAAUGGUUGGUACAAGCAUCUUUAUGGCAAUGAAAUUUCAUCAUUCCUCUUAUUAAUAUGAGGAAUAACUGCUCAUUCUGCACAAGAUAUUUUUAUCACUGUUAUAGCAAUCUUUUUUAAGAGCCUCUUAGAAAAGAAUUCAUGUUUUAAGAGCUUAGAUUUGAUAUAUGUACUCACAACUAAAUCUUGUCCAUUUGUCCUUCGGUUAAUCUAAUCAUUUAUGGAA
This is a messenger RNA of Phalaenopsis equestris, 1088 nucleotides long. Its product is annotated as CBS domain-containing protein CBSX1, chloroplastic-like. The record is from RefSeq and is a predicted model, not a curated record. The transcript is spliced from 8 exons. Lineage: Eukaryota; Viridiplantae; Streptophyta; Magnoliopsida; Asparagales; Orchidaceae. Bases 78 to 797 code for a protein of 239 amino acids.